GCGGUUAACCAAAAUGUCCAAAGCGCUUAUAUUCACGAUCGCUUCUCUCGUUCCGUUCAAUCGUUUGAAAUUACGAAGGUGUUUACUCGUUGAAAUAAUUUUUAUUCGUGUAUUUAAUACGGAAUCAAAAGAUUAAUUAAUAUACAAUUUUAAAAUGUUUGAAAUAUAUCUGGCAUUAAUACAGAAAUAAUUUUGAUAUAGAAGGAAACGUCAAAAGAACAAUGAAUAAAGUUUACAUCACGAAUCACUAAAGAGGGAUUAUAGUUUUUAAUGGAAAAAAUCAUAGAAUCACAUUUGCAAUAACGCCAAUAACUAAUGUGUGAGUAUCCGUUCAAGAAUCUGAUGUUUUUACUCCUCGGGAAAUGUUAUGAUCGGAAUUCAAAUUACUGGUGCCACUGAAUUUUAAUAAUUUAUAAAAAUUAUAUAAAAUGGAUGAUAUGCAUUACACAAUUUUAUGCAAUGAAUCGUUCGAAGAAAAUAUAAAUCUAAAAAGUAACAUUUCGAUUGCAGUAGAUAGAUGCAAUAAUUAUACUAAUCACACGGAUUUGUAUAUAGAACCUACAUUUCUAUACGAUGUGCCCAUAAGCAUAAUUUUUCUUCUGUCAAUGUUCUAUGGUAUAAUUUCGGUCAUGGCAGUGGUUGGCAAUGCUUUAGUGAUAUGGAUUGUAACGUCCAGUAAACGGAUGCAUAACGUAACCAACUUGUACAUAGCAAACUUGGCAUUAGCCGAUAUUGUUAUCGGCCUAUUUUCAAUACCAUUUCAAUUUCAGGCUGCCUUAUUGCAACGAUGGAAUUUACCUGCUUUAAUGUGUCCAUUUUGUCCGUUCGUACAAGUACUUUCCGUAAAUGUGAGCAUUUUUACACUAACUGCGAUCGCAGUUGAUCGGCACAGAGCUAUUCUCAGUCCGCUCAGCGCAAUACCAUCGAAAUUCCGAGCAAAAAUGUCAAUAGCCACCAUUUGGGCAAUAGCUUUUGUACUUGCGACACCAAUGGCUAUUGCUCUCAGAGUGGAAUUUAUCGAAUACGAAGAUAGAGACGGCCGGAAGUUGGUUAAACCGUUCUGCUACAACGUUCGGCUUCCAGAGCGCUCUAUGCUAUUCUACAGGGUAACGCUUCUAUUUGUCCAGUAUCUAGUUCCCGUUGUCAUUAUAACUGUUGUAUAUAUGAGAAUGGCAUUACGGCUGUGGGGCUCACACGCACCAGGCAAUGCGCAGGACAGUAGAGAUGCAAAUUUAAUGAGGAACAAAAAAAAAGUCAUAAAGAUGUUAGUUAUUGUGGUUGGAUUGUUCGUUUUAUGUUGGUUACCAUUACAAACGUAUAACGUACUUCAAGAUAUAUUCCCAUCAAUAAAUCAGUUUCGCUAUAUAAACAUUGUAUUCUUUUGUUGUGACUGGCUGGCAAUGAGCAACAGUUGUUACAACCCAUUCAUCUAUGGAAUAUAUAAUGAAAAAUUCAAACGUGAAUUCCACAUAAAAUUGAGGCACUUCCGACGUGGUCGUUUUCGUAAUAAAUCAAACGCGAAUCACGGGAGGUUUUCCUCAAUGCGGUCCACCACAUUUUCCGAAUGGAAAAGAGGAUAUUCAACGCGGUGUACGGACAGAACGACAGCGAACGAUGUGUGCGUGGAUAGCUCACCAAAAAGAGACGAGUUGGAAAUGUUCGUGUGCAAAUCAGGCAAAAUCACGUUGAUCAAAUGCGGCAGUCGUUCAGACCUUAGAGAACUGUGUCUAUAAAAAACAAAAAAUGCUUUUUGUCUGGAGACAAAUAAUUACUCUAUGCGUCGGUUUAAUGUGUUAAAAUAAUUUUCGAUUAUAAUAUUAUAUUACAGUAAUAUUCUUACUCUGUGGUAAUACUGCAUUUAUUGUAAUAAUAAUGCUGAUAUCGUUAUGGCCCCAUAAGAAACGUGAUAAAGAUGAUCGCACCGAACUGGAUUCGGUAGUACCUAUAUAGUAUGUCCGUAUAACAACAAUAAUAUUGGAUAUUUAAUUAAAAUAAUGAUGCCACUAUUUUCAAGUUCGCAAGAGCAAAAUAAUAAUCCUUUGCCCGGCUACAUAAUACCGUGAAAUAUUAUUAUUACCAAGCAGUUACAUGAUUCUACGUAAUAUGUAAUUA
Molecule: messenger RNA, 2112 nt
Organism: Melanaphis sacchari
Lineage: Eukaryota; Metazoa; Arthropoda; Insecta; Hemiptera; Aphididae
Product: RYamide receptor-like
Exons: 11
Coding region: 429-1733 (434 amino acids)
Biological process (GO): G protein-coupled receptor signaling pathway
Cellular component (GO): membrane
Molecular function (GO): neuropeptide Y receptor activity
Source: RefSeq, a predicted model, not a curated record